AAAGCUGUCCCCGCUGUCUGACAGACAGGAAGUGGUGCAGUGGAUCUCGGUCCUCUCUCUGCCAGACAGACGGACAACAUGGCGGAGUACAGCCAGGCGGGCCUCCUGGCAGCUCUGCUCCUCUUCACGGCUCUCACGGUUCGGGACGUUUAUCUCGGCAGAUCGAGCCCGCAGCAGCCGGCCGACAGCCUGCCAGACACGGAGCCCGGAAAAGCCGCCAAGUCGUCCCUUUAUUCCGGGCCCAUGCUCAAGUUCCAGUACUGUAUCUCCUGAGGUUACAGUAAAGUGUUCCAGGAGUACUCUCGAGCCAUCAGCCAGCUGUACCCGGAUAUCCGCAUCGAGGGAGAAAACUACCCACCCACCCCCUUCAACAGGUGUGUAGGUAACGUGGUCUCGUACCUGAAGCUUGUCUCCAUCUUGCUGCUCGUCAGCGGUCAGAACCCGUUCAUCCUGCUCGGCCUCGACACUCCCAGGUUCUGGAUCUGGAGUCAGGACAACAAGAUCUUCUCCUGUCUGAUGGCCUUCUUCCUCUGCAACAUGAUGGAGACACACUUCCUUUCUACAGGAGCCUUCGAGGUCACUCUGAACGAUGUCCCCGUUUGGUCUAAGCUACAGUCGGGUUACGUCCCAAACAUCCAGGAGAUCUUCCAGAUCCUCGACAACCACCUGAAGAUGAACCAGGUGGAUCCACUGAGAUUCUCCUCCACGUAGAGCUGCACACACAGGUGUCCCGGCUCGGUGGUGCUUUCAGCCGCUGGCGUUCAUGAAGGUUCGGCCUUAAAGCAGAUUCUGCGAGGCCCGACCGGAUGUCCCCCGCCACGAAAACGAGCGUUCUCUCUGUGCCGGGUCACAACUCAGCACUACUCUACCCACAAUGCACCUGUCGGCUGUCACAGACUGACGACUCUACUGGACUCGACUGGUUUCUGUUGGGAUUUAUUUAUUUAGUUUGAGGUUCAGUUCUUUCAGAAUAAAAGUAUGAUACUACUGUUAGCUCCAUGCUAAUUACUCUCCUUCUGGACAGGAAGUGCCAGGCAGGAAACAGAAAUAAACAGAAAUCAUCAUCUUCGCUGUAAAAUGUGUGAAACAAGAAUAAAACUCUUUAAAUGUGUAAA
Molecule: messenger RNA, 1115 nt
Organism: Cottoperca gobio
Lineage: Eukaryota; Metazoa; Chordata; Actinopteri; Perciformes; Bovichtidae
Gene: selenot2
Product: selenoprotein T, 2
Exons: 6
Biological process (GO): cell redox homeostasis
Cellular component (GO): endoplasmic reticulum membrane
Molecular function (GO): thioredoxin-disulfide reductase (NADPH) activity
Source: RefSeq, a predicted model, not a curated record